This is a messenger RNA of [Torrubiella] hemipterigena, 1598 nucleotides long. Lineage: Eukaryota; Fungi; Ascomycota; Sordariomycetes; Hypocreales; Clavicipitaceae. The record is from the annotation of a GenBank genome assembly.
CGUCUUACUGAAACUGCCUUGCGCAAGCCACCCAAUAGACUAUCAUUUCUCUAGCAUGCGUACAUAAUAUAUUGCGCACAUGACACUUGCCGUAUUUCGGUAUUCCUUAUUCACACGGAACCGCCGACAUAGCCCAUGUCAGCGUGCAAUGGAGCCAAUACACUUCAGCGUCACCAUUCCAGGCACAGUUUCAUCUUUACCGAAUGCCUAAGCGCUCAGCUGCUCAUUGCCGGCAUCCACAGAAGGGCUGACUCUGAUCCAAAACAGUUAGACUAUCGUGGUGCGGCUGAAGCACCUCAUCUCCGCAUUAGGCAAAACAAGGCGCAAAAACGUGGGCUGCACUAAAUUCGAUGGGAAAUCGAACGUUGGUGCUACUGUAGUUUUCAGCCAGGAUGUAAGCCAGGGAUCAGGCACGGAGCAAUCGAGUCGCGCGCAACACAUAUAACCCGCAACAGGUCCCCCCUCGACAUCACCACAAUUGACCAUCAUCCCACCCUCCUCUUUUCACAAUGCAAUCCAAAUUCCUAGCCCUUUCUUUUACGGCCUUGCUCGGCUCGGUCAGCGCCAACUCUUACCCCAUCAACGAUGAUGGCGUUAACUGCCGCUCCGGCCCUGGCACGGGUUACGCUGUCCAGCGAUCUUACAGCAAGGGCACCAUGGUGACUCUCACCUGCCAGACAAAUGGCGAGAGCAUUAAUGGCGACAGCCUCUGGGACAGAACCACCGACGGCUGCUAUGUCGCCGAUUGGUAUGUCCAGACCAACACCGGCAACAUGGUUGUUGGUGCCUGUGGCGGCGGUGGCGGCGGCAACUCUUACCCCAUCAACGAUGAGGGCGUCAACUGCCGCGCUGGUCCUGGCACCGGUUACGCUGUCCAGCGAUCUUACAGCAAGGGCACCAUGGUGACCCUCACUUGCCAGGCGUACGGCGAGAGCAUCAACGGCGACAGCCUCUGGGACAAGACCACUGACGGCUGCUACGUCGCCGACUGGUAUGUCCAGACAAACACAGGCAACAUGGUCGUCGGCGAGUGCUCUGGCGGCGGUGGCAACCCCCCCGGUGGCAACCCCGGUACUGUUGGAGGCCCGAUCAAGCGCAGCGAUGUCAUUGCCCGUGCUCGCUUCUGGACCAACAAGCACAUUCCGUACUCUCAGACGGCGACAUCGCCGGACCCCAACGGCCUGCGCUACCGAACUGACUGCUCCGGCUUUGUCUGCAUGGCUCUCCAUGCCUCAGCCCCUGGUCUCAACACUGUCUCGCUGCCGUCCAUCUCUCACCGCAUCAACUGGGCUGAUCUGCAGCCUGGUGAUCUCGUUGGUACGCUUGGUCCCGGCACUGGUGGCGAUGCUGGCCAUGUCACCCUCUUCCUUGAGUGGGUUGAUGGCUCUCACAACUCGUACCGCUCGCUCGAGUGCAAUGGCUCGGAUGGCUGCGUUCAGAUGGUUGAGCGUGUUGGUUGGACCGACGGACCGUUUACCGCCCAGCCUUACCGCUACAACAACAUUCAGGACUAAAAGAAGACAGUCGUGCCUGAGUUUAAGGUGUAUAUAGAUGGCUAGUUUAGAUUGGUGUAUAGAAAUGUAUAUUUUUGCAAAGCG